Pedinophyceae sp. YPF-701 is the source of this 2331-nucleotide messenger RNA. Lineage: Eukaryota; Viridiplantae; Chlorophyta; Pedinophyceae. The record is from the annotation of a GenBank genome assembly.
AUGCUGGCGCCGCCGAGUGCCGCGCCCCUGGCGCGUGCCUCUGGACGGAAUGUCACAGGACGUGCCACGAGGCCACGUGCGCCCGUGCGCGCGGUGGGUUUCGCCCACGGAUUCGGCGCGGCACGCGCCCAGAGGGAGGCGGUAGGGACGCGCGCCGCUCUGAAGCGGAGGAGGCUCGACCGGGCCGUGGCCGCCGCGGCGGACAGGGACGUCUCGCUGCGUGCGUCGACGACGGACGACACAGCGGCGGGCCCUGUGUCGUACACGGGCGUGGCCCGGGGCUCACCGGAGCCUCUGGGGCCGUCAAAGACGACCGACGGCGUGAACUUCGCGAUUUACUCGCGCCACGCGACGCACCUGAAGCUGUGCCUGUACGACGACGAAGGGAACGGCCCGGUCGAGCUCGACAUGCCGCGUGACGGGCACCGGACGGACGACGUCUGGCACAUUGAGGUGCAGGGGCUCGCGGACAGCGGCGUGGCCUACGCGUUCAGGGUGUACGGUGACGGGGGCUGGGAGACGGUCUUCCGUUGGGACCCGAAGACGCCUGUCCUGGACCCCUACGCGCCCCUCGUGUGGAGCCGCGCCGAGUUCGGGAAGCGCGACAAGCGCGAGGCCUUCAAGGAGGGCGUCGGCUCGGUGUUCCGCGGGACGUACGACUUUGCUGAGGAGCCUUUCGACUGGGGCGCGGACUACAAGCGUCCGAACGUCGCGUGGCGGGACCUGAUCAUCUAUGAGAUGCCUGUGCGCUCCUUCACCGCCAGCGCCACGUCAGGCCUCCCCGAGGGCGAGCGCGGCACCUUCACGGGCCUGGCCAAGAAGGUCGACCACCUCAAGGAGCUCGGGAUCACGGCGGUGGAGCUGCUCCCGGUGUUCGAGUACGACGAGCUGGAGUUCCAGCGCGAGCCCAACCCCCGCAGCCACAUGACCAACAUCUGGGGCUACUCCCACAUCUCCUUCAUGGCGCCCAUGUCGCGGUUCGCGGCGAACGGGGGCGGCGCCGCGGCGGCGCGGCGCGAGUUCAAGGAGAUGGUCAAGACGCUGCACGCGAACGGGAUCGAGGUCAUUCUGGACGUGGUGUACAACCACACCGCGGAGCUGGACGACGAGAACUUCUACCAGCUGUCGUUCCGCGGCAUCGACUGCCCCGUGUACUACAUGAUGGACGCGGAGGCGUACACGAAGCUGCUGAACUUCUCCGGCUGCGGCAACACCGUCAGCGCCAACCACCCCGUGGUCCAGGAGCUCAUCCUGGCCUCCCUGCGUCAGUGGGUGGAGGAGUACCACGUCGACGGGUUCCGGUUCGACCUCGCGUCUUGCCUCUGCCGGGACCCGAAGGGCCACCCGCUGCCCGCGCCCCCCGUCAUCCGCGCGAUCGCGAAGGACCCGGUGCUCUCGAAGGUCAAGCUCAUCGCGGAGCCGUGGGACAUUGGCAUGUACCAGGUGGGGAGCUUCCCGAACUGGGACGUGUGGGCGGAGUGGAACGGCAAGUACCGCGACGACAUGCGCAAGUUCUUCCGCGGGGACCCGGGCUUGAAGUCCGCGCUGGCGACGCGGCUCGCCGGCAGCACGGACCUGUUCCAGACCAACAACCGCAAGCCCUACCACGGGGUCAACUUCAUGGUGGCGCACGACGGGUUCAGCCUGUACGACCUGGUCGCGUACAACGGCAAGCACAACGAGGCGAACGGCGAGGGCGGGAACGACGGCACGAACGACAACUUCUCGUGGAAUUGCGGGCACGAGGGCGCCACGGGCGACGAGGGGAUCGAGCGGCUCCGGAGACGGCAGAUGAAGAACUUCAUGGUCGCGCUCAUGAUCUCCGUCGGCACGCCGAUGAUCGUGAUGGGCGACGAGUACCGCAUGACGCACCACGGGAACAACAACUGGUACGGCCACGACACCGAGUGGACGCAGUUCGACUGGGACGCCCUGGAGCGCGCGCGCGACGACGGCUUCCUCAGGUUCUACCAGGAGGUGAUCAAGUUCCGCCGGGAGCACCACAUCCUCGGCCGCGACGACUUCCCGAGCCACGGAGACAUCACCUGGCACGAGGACAAUUGGGAAAACCCCGACUCCAAGUUCCUGGCCAUGUCCUUCCACGGCGGGGGCCCGGGCGACCUGUACGCGGCGUUCAAUGCGCACUCGCGGCCGUGCGCGGCGCACCUCCCGCCCCCGCCCCAGGGCACGCGCUGGUGCCGUGUCAUCGACACCAACCUGCCGUCGCCCAAGGAUUACACCCCCGGGGGCAACAAGGGCGUCGAGCCGGUCUACACGGUCGAGGGCCGCUCCGCCAUCGUGCUCAUCGCCAAGGCGAACGACGCGGAGUGA